CGUUGAUCGCACCUCAGACAGAGCUGGCAUUUUUCAUCAUUGGCUGCUCAUCAUUGUCUUAGCAAAGGCUCGCAACUCAACGCUAGUUAUGAGCUUCUAUGGGCGAGUUUGCACUAUCGUGCAUAUUCUAGUGCUGUUCUGUGGACACUUCAACACAUCAAGUGCUAAAAAAUCCAAACCUCACUCCGACGGCUACGCAGACGACGAACUGUUCCCCAUUUACGAGUGUGACGAACGGAGCCGUGAGUGGACCAAACGCUGUCUAGUACCACUAACCAACGUCCAGUUGUCGGUUGAUCUGUGUGGCACCGGAGAGCUGCCAGAUCAGACCUUUCUCAAACGUUGCGCGAAGGACCUGCAAAUCCUGGGAGAUUCCUGCCCACAACCGGCACCGGUGGCAGACCUGGCAAGGAAUAUGCAGACCCAUAAGCCACCGCCAGCUCCGUACGAUUCACCGAACAGGCCGAAAGCUCCAAAAGGCCCCCUGAAAGACAAGCUUUCGCUGUAGAUAAUAAA
Molecule: messenger RNA, 516 nt
Organism: Anopheles nili
Lineage: Eukaryota; Metazoa; Arthropoda; Insecta; Diptera; Culicidae
Exons: 3
Coding region: 89-508 (139 amino acids)
Source: RefSeq, a predicted model, not a curated record